AAUGAGAGAUGAUGAAUUCAAAUGGCAUGGGUAUUGAAUAUACUAUAAAUCAUUACACUUGAAAUUGUUUAAUUUUACAGACCAACUCCUUUAAAUGUGAGGUGGAUGGUACUUGUAUGUAAUUGUAUGCAACCACUUGAAAACAUUUUAUUUUGUUUACAUAUUUGACCCAGAAUUAUUAAUAUUAUUCUGUGUUUAAAAUGUGCUGAGUAACUGGAGUUAGCGGAACUCAAAAUAACGAGCAUUGUUGCUGAGGGGAAUGUUAAACGUGAGGGACUGACAUUCCAUCAUAGUACCAUGUGUUCGAGCGACUCAUCGAAUUUGGGAAGCUGUGUAUUCUAAUCGAACGUGGUAUUAUUUAAACAUGCGAGAACAAUCAAAUGUACCAGAGCCUUCCAGCUAUGAGCGGGUAGUGAUGAAAAAUUUUUCAGAGUACCACUACAUGAAGAUCCAGCUUGUGUUCCAAGAAGAAAGGAUCCAGUUGAAUGCUGCACAGUUUAAGUUAUUGAUUGUUACAGCUUUAAAGACACUGCAUGGAGAGGUGGGAGCAUCUUUUCCUUUGGACCUGUUGAAAUAUGAUGAAAAGACACUCUGUGCUAUACUAAGAAUAAGUAGCAGUGGACUGGUGAAACUGUGGACUGCACUAACACUGUUGGGGCAGUAUCAGAGCCGAGAGUGUGCAGUUCGAGUGAUACAGACCUCCCCUUUCUUGUUGGCAUUAGCUGGUAACAGCAGAGAACUGGAUCUUGGAUAAUUUCGUAUUAAUCUCCAGUAACCAUGCUAA
Molecule: messenger RNA, 784 nt
Organism: Pelobates fuscus (common spadefoot toad)
Lineage: Eukaryota; Metazoa; Chordata; Amphibia; Anura; Pelobatidae
Gene: RPP14
Product: ribonuclease P/MRP subunit p14
Exons: 6
Coding region: 365-754 (129 amino acids)
Biological process (GO): tRNA 5'-leader removal
Cellular component (GO): nucleolus; multimeric ribonuclease P complex
Molecular function (GO): ribonuclease P activity; ribonuclease P RNA binding
Source: RefSeq, a predicted model, not a curated record